This is a messenger RNA of Candida albicans SC5314, 393 nucleotides long. RefSeq lists its product as uncharacterized. Bases 1 to 393 code for a protein of 130 amino acids. NCBI's taxonomy places the organism in Eukaryota, Fungi, Ascomycota, Pichiomycetes, Serinales, Debaryomycetaceae. The record is from RefSeq and is a predicted model, not a curated record. The transcript has a single exon.
AUGAUCAUGGAUUCAAAAUUGGCAUUUAUAUUAUUCUUAAUCAAGAUGUUUAUCCUUAUAGAAAUGAUUAUUCAAGAAUUCUUCACCAAGAGCCUCGAAGAAGAUUAUGAUGAUGAUUAUGAUGAUGAUGAACAAUUUGAUGAGAAAUUUAAUAAUAAUAAUAAUAUUGCAGAUAAUGAAAAUUGUCCUGAUAUAAUACAUGAUGAAGAAAAAUCACUUAUAUAUAAUACUAUGACAAAACAAUAUGAAUCAAGACCUACAAUAAUGACUUUGAAGAAGAAGAAGAAGAGUAGGACAUCAAUUUGGGGGAUUUCAUUACAAGAAUUUAUUUUCUUCAUAAUUUGUUUUAUAAUGAUUAUAUUUGAUUGGAUUGUCAUUUAUACCAAUGCAUAA